Molecule: messenger RNA, 432 nt
Organism: Pipistrellus nathusii (Nathusius's pipistrelle)
Lineage: Eukaryota; Metazoa; Chordata; Mammalia; Chiroptera; Vespertilionidae
Source: the annotation of a GenBank genome assembly
AUGAGAAAAGUUGAUCUCUGCUGGAGCUCUGAAGGGACUGAAGUGAUUUUAGCCACAUCAAGUGAUGAAAAGCAUCCCCCUGAAAAUAUAAUUGAUGGGAAUCCAGAAACAUUUUGGACCACCACUGGAAUGUUUCCCCAAGAGUUCAUUGUUUGUUUUCACAGACAUGUAAGAAUUGAAAAGCUUGUAAUCCAAAGUUACUUUGUACGGACCUUGCGAAUUGAAAAGAGCACAUCUAAUGAGCCAGACAGUUUUGAGCAGUGGAUUGAAAGAGAGCUAGUACACACAGAGGGGCAGCUUCAAAAUGAAGAAAUUAUGGCACAUGAUGGCCAUGCCACUUACUUGAGAUUCAUUAUUACAUCGGCCUUUGAUCAUUUUGCAUGUGUGUAUAGCAUUUCUGCAGAGGGAAUAGCAGUCUCAAAUCUUUCUUAA